Molecule: messenger RNA, 4746 nt
Organism: Kazachstania africana CBS 2517
Lineage: Eukaryota; Fungi; Ascomycota; Saccharomycetes; Saccharomycetales; Saccharomycetaceae
Gene: DNF1
Product: aminophospholipid-translocating P4-type ATPase DNF1
Exons: 1
Coding region: 1-4746 (1581 amino acids)
Biological process (GO): phospholipid translocation
Cellular component (GO): plasma membrane
Molecular function (GO): ATP binding; ATP hydrolysis activity; ATPase-coupled intramembrane lipid carrier activity
Source: RefSeq, a predicted model, not a curated record
AUGUCUGACAGAUAUACAAAUCCUUUCGAAGAAGAGCCGAAUGAUGAGAUGCCCCCUUCGGAGAAUCCAUUUGAGCUGGGAACUUCAAAUGGCUCAUCAAAUAUGAAUAAUGGCAAUACAAAUCACAGAUCAGGCCAUACUACUGCUUCUAUUAUGAAAGAUUCAAUAAAUGGUGAGUUCGAAGAGUUCGAACCCAUAUCACAAGAUGAUGCCCACUCAUUCCAAGCCACCCCAAAUUUGAAUCAUGAAGGAGCGACCUUUGAUGAUGUGAUAUUAGAUAAUGACGAUGAUAAUGAUGAUGAAUAUCAGACUACAAAAAGAUUUCGAAUGGGUACGAAAAGGACAAAGAAAGGAGGAAAGCCCCUUGUUGGGAGAGCAAAAACCCUGAAAUGGGCUAAAAAGAAUUUCCUUGAUCCAUUUGAAGAAUUUGCAAAUAUCAAUCAUGAUGAUGAUACUUUUGAUGAGUCUGGUAUGAGAAAUCGGUCUGAUGAGCUGAGAUCGAUUUAUUAUAAUAUGCCUCUUCCUGACGAUAUGAUAGAUGCGGAGGGAAAACCCAUUGUAGAAUAUGCUCGUAAUAAAAUAAGGACAACAAGGUACACACCGCUUACUUUCCUUCCAAAAAAUAUAUUAUUCCAAUUCCAAAAUUUUGCUAAUAUCUAUUUUUUAGUGCUAAUUAUUUUAGGAGCCUUUCAAAUCUUUGGUGUGACAAAUCCGGGUUUAAGUGCUGUGCCUUUAAUUGUUAUCGUUAUUAUCACUGCAAUUAAGGAUGGUAUUGAAGAUUCAAGACGUACAGUACUAGAUUUACAAGUCAACAAUACGAAAACUCACCUACUGAAAGGUGUAGAGAAUGCCAAUGUGUCAGCUGAUAAUGUUUCAUUAUGGAGAAAAUUUAAAAAGUUGAAUUCUAGAAUGCUGUUCAGAUUCAUUCGUUAUUGUAGGGACCACUUUACUGAAGAAGGUAAGCGUAAAAGGGCAAUGAGAAAGCGUAAUCAGUUACGUGCUGCUGCUAUGUCUCAAAAUAAUAAGCAUCCCAGGACAUCUCUUGACUCCAUUGAGAGUUACAGAGUCUCCGCUGAAUUUGGUAGACCAUCCUUAGAUUACAAUUAUGUUGCCACGGGGAAUUCUAAUCAAAAAGAUGUUAGCAUUAUGGACCGUAAUUUGCCUCCAAGGACGGAUUGCAAGUUUGAUAAAGAAUUCUGGAAAAACGUUACCGUCGGUGACAUUGUGCGUAUACAUAAUAAUGAAGAAAUACCCGCUGAUCUCAUCUUGCUCUCAACAUCAGAUGUCGAUGGUGCUUGUUACGUGGAGACUAAGAACUUGGACGGGGAAACAAACCUGAAAGUUCGUCAAUCUCUAAAAUGUAGUUUAGACAUCAGAUCUUCCAGAGAUGUAGCAAGAUCGAGGUUCUGGGUAGAAAGUGAGGGCCCACAUGCAAAUUUAUAUUCAUACCAAGGGAACUUAAAAUGGAUAGAUUCAGUUGAUGGUGAUCUCAAAAAUGAACCAAUCACAAUCAAUAAUGUUUUGUUACGUGGCUGUACCUUGAGAAAUACCAAGUGGGCGAUGGGAUUAGUUGUUUUUACUGGUGACGAAACUAAAAUCAUGCUAAAUGCUGGAGCUACACCGACUAAAAAGUCAAAAAUAUCUAGAGAAUUGAACUUUUCGGUCAUUUUAAAUUUCGCAGUCCUUUUUGUUCUUUGUUUCAUAUCUGGUCUGGUUAAUGGUAUCUACUACGAUAAACAACCUGCUUCACGAGAUUACUUUGAGUUUGGUACUGUCGCUGGAAAUGCUGCCACCAAUGGUUUUGUUUCGUUUUGGGUAGCUGUAAUUCUUUACCAAUCGUUAGUUCCUAUCUCACUUUAUAUCUCUGUUGAAAUUAUCAAAACAGCACAAGCAGCUUUUAUAUAUGGUGAUGUUUUACUUUAUGAUGCUAGAUUAGACUAUCCUUGUACCCCAAAGUCGUGGAACAUCUCAGACGAUCUCGGUCAGAUUGAAUACAUUUUCUCAGAUAAAACAGGAACCUUGACUCAAAAUAUCAUGGAAUUCAAAAAAUGUACCAUAAAUGGCGUCUCUUAUGGACGUGCAUACACAGAGGCCUUGGCAGGCCUACGAAAGAGACAAGGUAUAGAUGUCGAGAGCGAAGGCCGCUAUGAACGAGAGGAGAUAAGUAAAGACAGAGAUACGAUGAUUAACAGUCUUUCUAAGACUUCUGAAAACUCACAGUUCUAUCCAGAUGACAUAACAUUUGUUUCUAAAGAGUUCGUGCAAGACCUAAAUGGGGCAAAUGGUGAAAUGCAACUAAAAAGCUGUGCUCAUUUUAUGUUGGCUCUAGCGUUGUGUCACACUGUAUUAGCAGAGAAAAACAAAAUUGACCCUAACAAAUUGGACUUGAAGGCACAAUCACCAGAUGAAGCUGCUCUGGUAACGACUGCUAGGGAUAUGGGUUUCAGCUAUAUAGGGAAAACUAAAACCGGUUUAAUUGUUGAAAUACAGGGUGUUCAAAAGGAGUUCCAAAUUCUAAAUAUUCUAGAAUUCAAUUCAUCCAGAAAGAGAAUGAGCUGUAUAGUUAAGGUACCUGGUGCUACUGAAAAAGAAGAUCCUACUGCUCUUUUAAUCUGCAAAGGAGCUGAUUCUGUAAUCUAUUCUCGUCUAAGCGAUAAGAAAGAAGCUAAUGAUGAAACUCUACUCGAAAAGACGGCCAUACAUUUGGAACAAUACGCUACUGAAGGCUUAAGAACCCUGUGCGUUGCUCAAAGAGAAAUUCCUUGGUCGAUCUACCAAUCAUGGAAUGAAAAGUACAAUGUUGCAGCUGCCGCCUUAUCAAACAGAGAUGAGCAGCUAGAGACAGUUGCUGACGAGAUUGAGAGAGAAUUGACCUUGCUUGGUGGUACGGCUAUUGAGGAUAGGCUACAAGAUGGUGUCCCAGAUGCAAUCUCGUUAUUAGGAGAGGCUGGUAUCAAGCUAUGGGUCUUGACCGGUGACAAAGUUGAAACAGCCAUAAAUAUUGGAUUUUCAUGUAACUUAUUAAACAAUGAAAUGGAAUUGCUGGUAAUAAAAUCAUCAGGAGAUGAUAUCUCCGAGUUUGGUACGGAACCAGCUGAAAUUGUCGAAAAUUUACUUGAUAAAUAUUUGAGGGAGAGAUUUGGACUCGCUGGAACUGAGCUUGAACUAGAUCAGGCCAAAAAAGAUCAUGAACAACCUAAAGGGAAUUUUGCAGUUAUAAUUGACGGCGAGGCUUUGAAGAUGUGUCUCAGUGGGGAAGUCCUAAGGCGCAAAUUCCUCUUACUUUGUAAGAAUUGUAGGGCUGUUUUAUGUUGCAGAGUUUCUCCUUCCCAAAAAGCUGCUGUGGUUAAGCUAGUUAAAAAUUCCCUCGAUGUCAUGACUUUAGCAAUAGGUGAUGGUUCAAAUGACGUAGCAAUGAUUCAGUCUGCUGAUGUCGGCGUAGGAAUUGCAGGAGAAGAGGGAAGACAGGCUGUCAUGUGUUCGGAUUACGCUAUCGGUCAGUUCAGAUAUUUGGCAAGACUUAUUUUAGUACAUGGAAGAUGGUCAUACAAAAGAUUAUCUGAAAUGAUUCCACAGUUUUUUUAUAAAAACGUUAUUUUCACGUUGACUUUGUUUUGGUAUGGUAUCUAUAACAAUUACGAUGGUUCCUACUUGUUUGAAUACACCUUUUUGAUGUUUUAUAACCUUGCCUUCACUUCACUUCCUGUCAUUUUCAUGGGUAUUUUUGAUCAGGAUGUUAGUGACACCAUAUCUAUGGUAGUUCCGCAAUUAUAUCGGUCAGGUAUUCUUGGUCUAGAAUGGAACCAAACAAAAUUUUUGUGGUAUAUGUUAGAUGGAUUAUACCAAUCCUGCAUAGCAUUUUUCUUUCCAUUUUGUGUUUACAAAGAGACAAUGGUUGUUACAAGUAACGGCUUAGGGUUGGACCACCGAUUUUACGUAGGGCUUAUGGUAACAAGCAUUGCAGUUGUUACAUGUAAUGUUUAUGUUUUACUCCAUCUUUACAGAUGGGAUUGGUUCACUUCAUUGUUUAUUGCUCUAUCAUGUUUAGUAUUGUUUUUCUGGGGUGGAGUGUGGUCUAGCUCUUUUACCAGUAAGGAAUUUUGGAGAGCAGCUGCUCGUAUUUAUGGCUCACACGCAUUCUGGGGUGUCUUUUUUGUUGGUAUGCUAUUUUGCCUGCUACCAAGAUUUACUUUUGAUUCCUUCCAGAAGUUCUUCUUCCCAACAGAUUCUGAAAUUGUGAGAGAAAUGUGGCAACGUGGUGAUUUUGACCGCUAUCCACAGGGCUAUGACCCAACAGACCCAAACAGACCAAAAAUACCUAAACAUGCGAAAUAUGAAGAUAGUAAUGCAGGUGUUAGGUUAAGUAGGACAUUUGGAAAAUCUAAUCGUUCCCACGAGACUAUUGUCACGGAAGAAAUACCGAUGACGUUCAUGAACGACGACCAAGGUUCACCAGUAGCUUUGAAGAGAGUUCAAGAAGAGAGCGAUACAAACUGGAAGGCAUCUCCUAAGGAAACACAAGACUUACUGUUUUCUCCGCGCUUACAUGAAGGUGCAACCUUUGAUGAGGGUACGCCUAACAGAACAUCUCUAGAUAGGACGAGAAAUGUCAUGCUAGCCUCAAAUGAGCUUGAUAAUCGUUAUUCAGUAGAAAGAGCUAGAGUUUCUCUAGAUCUCCCAGGAAUAACGCAUGCAGAAUCGUUAAUAGAGGGAAGGAAGAGCUUCCACGGUAAUAGACACACAUAA